Archocentrus centrarchus (flier cichlid) is the source of this 4251-nucleotide messenger RNA. Its product is annotated as synaptotagmin-14-like. The record is from RefSeq and is a predicted model, not a curated record. The transcript has 8 exons. The coding region runs from base 171 to 2480 and encodes 769 amino acids. NCBI's taxonomy places the organism in Eukaryota, Metazoa, Chordata, Actinopteri, Cichliformes, Cichlidae. Gene Ontology annotation, molecular function: phospholipid binding.
CAGCCUUCAUGGCGUUGAUGGCUCUGUUUUUUCUUUACCUCAACAACAAACUGUCAGUGGAGACUCCCAACAAUCUGUCACAUCUCAGUGACUAUAAGAACAACCAGCCAGUGCCUCUGAUGAGCUAAUCUAGUGGUCAGCGUGGUGACAGGAGGAGCCCCGGCUGAGAAAUGGCCUUCUUCAAGAGCUUCCAGCAGAAUCUCCCAUCUGUCAACAUUUCCUCCAUUUUGGACUCAGUCACCAGUCGAGUGGACGACCUGGCCAACGCUGUCAGUGAUGUCACCUAUGCUGUCAGCGACCAGCUGACCGAGCAGGUCACUACAAUCAUCGACAAGGUGCAGGAGAAGGAAGAUGGAGAAAACGGCAGCCAGGAAUCUGGUCAGAUUUCCACCCCACAAGAAGGCAAGGCCGGCAAUAAAAGCAUGUGGCAAAUGCCCAGAGACUCAGAGGUGGGCAACGCAGGCUCAAAGAACAGCCAGACUAGUGAUACAACUGAUGCAGCGCACACUCAGAGCCAGCUGGAGUGGGAAUGGAGAGAUGGAUGCUGGCGAGUUAAAAAGACAGAAGCUGAGUUAGCAGAGGAAGAGAGGAAAAAGAAAGAAGAGAAGGAGCUACAGGAAAGGAGAGAACAGAGGAGAAGAGAGAGGAGACAGAAGCAGCUGGAGAAAGAGGCCAAAUCUCAGAGAAAUGAAGAAGAAUCCCAAGAGGGAAGGCAAGAGGAGAAGGUCGAAGCUUUAGAAAACACAGACAAGGAGGUAAGCGAUAGCAGAGACCAGUCAGCUGUUCAGCAAAGAAGUGGUGACAGUGAUAAAACUCCUCACUCACAUGGUUGUGAAAGUGAAAGUGCGGUGUCAAAACAAGAAGAGGAAAAAGAUAAUGAGGAAGAAGAAGAGGUUGGCACUGAGCGAGAGGGAGAUGAUGAGGAAGAAUCUGAGCUUUCUAGAUCUUCUUCCACAGUGAAAAGGUCAGAUAAGAAAAAGGGGAACGGUGCAAAGGAGGGUUUGAAGAAAACAGAAAAAGCAUCAGAUGUGGAGAAAAAGAAGGACAAAGGCAAGAAAAGCAAGAAGGGGAAAAAGAAAGGAAACCAAGAGGGAGUUUUAUCAGACAGUGAGGAGGACAGAGUUCAGGAGGACAAGGCCCAGCAGAACACAACCUCUGCAUGGAGCGCCACACGCAAACAGUCCACUGAGCAUGGAGGUUACAGCAGCGAGGCCUCCAGUGAACGGGCCAACUGCAUCCAGAGGAUAAAGAAAGAUUCCUCGCUCAGUGAGCCUCAGCCUCCUCCAUACCAAGAUAGGGACUCAGGGGCCAGUGUGCCAUCUCGAGCCCACUCGGAGCGAGGGGUCAGGAGGGCGCCGUCCCCACAGCGCUGCGACAGUCCCCACUGCUCCAGCGAGGCCAGCGGGGACCAGGACACAGAAAGUUACCUCAACAAAGCCUGUGAUGAGGACAUACCCAGUGACAGCACUGCUGUUCUGGGGCCAGAGGAUGGUUCCGGUCCUCCUCUCCCCACUGCCUAUGAGCCAGAGCCCCUUGGCAAGUACGGCACCCUGGAUGUCGCCUUUGAGUAUGACUCCAGUGAGCAGUGGCUGGCCGUCACGGUCACCGCUGCAACCGACAUUCCUGCCCUCAAGCAGACGGGCAAUAUUUCGUGGCAGGUCCACUUGGUCCUGCUGCCCACCAAGAAGCAACGAGCUAAGACUGGCGUGCAGAAGGGUCCGUGUCCCAUCUUCACAGAAACAUUCAAGUUUUCCAGGGUGGAGCAGGAUGCCCUGGGGGACUACGCUGUUCGCUUCCGCCUGUACAGCAUCAGGCGGAUGAAAAAAGAGAAGGUCCUGGGAGAGAAGGUGUUCUACCUGACAAAGCUCAACCUACAGGGCAAAAUCGCUCUACCUGUGACCCUGGAGCCUGGCUCUGAACUUACAGGUUGUGGCUCUGUGGUGAGCGUGUCUCGCAGUGCAGGAGCUCUGUCCUACCGCUCUACUGAGGACUCAUCCACACCAGAGAUCCUCCUGGGUCUCAUCUACAACUCUGCCACAGGGCAGCUCUCAGCUGAGGUAAUCAAGGGAAACCACUUCAAAACCACAGCAUCCGAUAAGCCCGUCAAUGGUCUGUUUUGCUGUGUAAAACACUUCGUAGGGGGACAGCUUUAUAUCAUGAGAGACACAUAUGUGAAGCUGACCAUGCUGGACUCUAAGGGGAAGGAGAUGUCCAAGUGUAAGACGGCCGUUUGCCGCGGCCAGCCCAACCCCAUCUACAAGGAGACGUUUGUGUUCCAGGUGGCGCUCUUCCAGUUGUCCGAGGUGUCACUGGUGGUUUCGGUGUUCUGCCGCCGGAGCAGCAUGAGGCCCAGGGAGAGACUGGGCUGGGUCUCCCUGGGCCUCAACAGCACCAGCGAGGAGCAGCAGGCCCACUGGACAGAGAUGAAGGAGGCGGAGGGACAGCAGGUCUGCCACUGGCACACCCUCACCGACACAUAGGAGGACGAUUUACCAAGACCGGACUUCCAGACAGAGCAGUCCCUCAACAUUUUUGGAGAGCAGAAGGUUCCUUGUGGGAUGUAUGUUGUGUGUUGCAUACAAGUGUAAGGGAUGAGCAUGGGUUCACAGUCUUAACUGCCAGACUGCAUGAAUGCCCUUUAAUCUGCCACUUUUCUCUGAGACAGAUAGGGUGACUCCUGUUUCAGUCUUUUUAGUAACAAGAAAAGGCAACAACAUAUUGAAAAUAAAUGACAAUGUAAUGACUGUUCACAGCAAAAAAAAAAAAAAACAUGCAUGUACAGUAACUGUUUACAAGACGAUGCCGAGACACUUCCAGACAUUUUACGCCUCUGAAUCUUGGACCAAAGGGCUCGGUCCAGUACUAGCAGACUCCUUCCUUUUUUCCUUCUCUGGAUUUCCGCUGCCACCAGCAUACCAGACAUUUCUCGAUCAGUCGUAUCCACCGACAAAAGAGAAUGAAUGAAGAAGACUGCUCCAAAGGGCCUACAACAUGCUGCAGUUAUACUUACAAGCUAUGCUUUGUACAGUUGGUUUACAUGCACACGACAUUAUGCAAGAUCCAUUCAUUUGUUUUUACUUUUAUGUUCUUGGAUUAUCUUUCCUCUUCUACCAGUUUCAUGGCCUUUUCUGUGGGCUGUGUGUUAAACAAAGACAGAUUUUUCUUUUUUAUAUCAUGGUCUUGCAUAACUCAAUGCACUAUGCAUCUGACGCCACUUUAGACGAGAGGAAUGCAAUUCUUUCUUGUGCUUGCUGAGUCUCUUACAGAAUUGGACACAGCUCUGCAUGCCACCGGUAUCAAAGAGCAGCUUCCUUUCCUGUGUAAUACAGAUUGAGCCUGUUUCACUAUUCAGCCUUCUGACAACUCUGCCAUGUUCAUUCACGUAGAAACAUGGUACUUCCCGCUGAGGAGGAAUAUGCAAAACCCUGCACAGGCCGAGUAAACCUGGCUGUUUCUGCCUCGAUAGUGUUUGCUGUAACGUGAGUUAGAGUGGCAAAACAAAUUAUAAGAAAGAGAUGAUCAUAUUUUCUCAUUUUCAUUAUUAAAUAAAGGCUAAAAUAAACAAAAAAAAAUGUUCAGAGCUGAGAAAUCUUAUUAUCCAGGCAAGGGAUAAAUCUGGAACAAGGCCAGUUUUAAACUCAUCUGAAAGCUAUGAGGCAGAAAAAUCCCCCAGAAGAACACUGAAGACUGCACAGCCACACCCAUGUUUCAGUGAAUGAAGCCCUCUCCCCUCUUUCUGCUGGCUGAAGCCGAGGGGUGUUGGAUUCAUUUUUCUUCCAGAGAUGUCAGAUUUGAACCCUUCGUCUCAUUUAGGGAUGCUCCAACCGCACCUCGCCUCUUUAGUUCUUCUGCUUGGACAAAUUCCUACAAAGUCAGGUUGUUGAAAGAGCUUUUUGCAGUGUUUAAUAAGAAACAGAUGUUCUAGCAUUUAGAUCUAGCAUUCCUAGUAUACAAUAAUUUUGUUCACCACACAAACAGGAAUAACAGCUACUGGAAUGAUUUUUAUUAAAAGUUUGGUUUGCACUUAGUUUUAAAGUGCAGGUUGUGUACAGCCAGCACUGACACCCAUUGACGCAAUAUUGGGGAACAGGCCUAUUCACAUUCUUGGAGAGUUAGCAUUAAUGGCAAAUGUGCAGUUGGAGCCAGCUUAAUGUAGCCUAAAGACUGGAAAUGAAAGGGAAUGGAAAUGGAGGAAAACAGCCAGGGUUGCCAGGUCUGUAGUUUUCCUGCUUAAAUGAGCUGCUUUCGAAG